CUAACACUGUGAUUUGAUUGGCUCAUCAAGUUUCAGUGACGGUUUAACAACUUUUUAUCCUAUCGUCUGUUUUUGACUUAUUAUCGUCUGCUCAGACUACAUCUGAAGAACUCAUUUUCGUCGUUUUAACUAUAGAUUUAUGACGAGAAAUUAGGAAUUGUCGUUUUCUUACCUACAUAAUGGAAGAAACAGAACGGGGAAUUAAUCCGAAUUCUUCCACAAAUUGCUCUGACAGUGGUUUGGGCUAUAGCACAAUGGGACGAUUCUUUCAACGAAAUAGUGCUUUUGACUGCAUGCACCCUCCAGCUGGUGGGGUUGGAUUAACCCCACCUUCAGGAUUUGGUUAUUCUUCAUACCCCAGUGAUUGGGGUUUCAUGUCUGGACCUUAUGCUACAGGAUUUAAUUUUAACAGGACGUUAAACACAACGCCGUCAAGUUUUUUCCCGGUUUCACGUGAAUAUGGCACAUCUAUUCAUCAUAAUAAUACAGGACCGCAACGGUUACUAGGACCAAAUUCUUCCAGUAGUGGACUAAACUGUGACAAUUCAGAAUCAUAUAAUACCGGGAUUUGUGGUCCCUCAUCAUGUCCUCCUUCGCCAUCUGACCAAUGCCUAUCUGAUGACAUGGAUAAAAAGGAAAAUAAAAACAGAGACAGCAGUGAUCCAUAUAAACUAGAUUUAUCUGUAAAGCCGAGAAAAGAGCGAACAGCAUUUACUAAACACCAAAUACGAGAAUUAGAAAAAGAAUUUGCAGUACAUAAUUAUCUGACGAGACUAAGACGGUAUGAGAUAGCAGUUGCUUUGGAUCUCACAGAAAGACAAGUUAAAGUCUGGUUUCAGAAUAGACGGAUGAAAUGGAAAAGGGUGAAAGGCACAAAACUAGUGAAAGAUAAAGUUGACGGACAAUUGAAACCAAUAAUGGCUCCAAAUAUUACAUCUACAAACGCUAAUUCUGAGAUCGAAGAUUCACAUAGAACGACUUUAUGUGAUUUGUCGGCAUGACCCACGUUUCAUAAGCUUAGAUUUUUAUACAGUGGGCAUGAUGUUAAUUGAUGUAACCUAUGUAUCAUAAUGUGAAAAAGGCAGGCGAAUGUAUGUGUCGUAUAGCAUCAAGUUGAAGCACAGAUAUUGGUUUAAAUACAAAAAUGCGUUGAAUAUGGGUCUACAAAUGUACAAAGAAGGACAACAUCCAAUGAUAUGAAAAGUAUACUGAAAACAUCUUACCUGUUAUUUGUAGAAAGGAAGACGCUGUAUCAAGGUUACAUAUGAAAAAUAUAUAACAUUGCAGAAAAAAAUGAUUUGUUUGAAUUGUGUUGUAAUGUUAAAUCGUGUUAUUAAAAAAAUGUAUUAUUU
Messenger RNA from Mytilus trossulus (common blue mussel), 1352 nucleotides. Its product is annotated as homeobox protein MOX-2-like. Gene Ontology annotation, molecular function: DNA-binding transcription factor activity, RNA polymerase II-specific; RNA polymerase II cis-regulatory region sequence-specific DNA binding. NCBI's taxonomy places the organism in Eukaryota, Metazoa, Mollusca, Bivalvia, Mytilida, Mytilidae. Gene Ontology annotation, biological process: positive regulation of transcription by RNA polymerase II. The transcript is spliced from 3 exons. Gene Ontology annotation, cellular component: nucleus. The record is from RefSeq and is a predicted model, not a curated record. The coding region runs from base 180 to 1001 and encodes 273 amino acids.